Dibothriocephalus latus is the source of this 471-nucleotide messenger RNA. Lineage: Eukaryota; Metazoa; Platyhelminthes; Cestoda; Diphyllobothriidea; Diphyllobothriidae. The record is from the annotation of a GenBank genome assembly.
CGCAAGUCCGAUGGAAUACUCUGGCGGAUCCGGGAGAUUGAACUGAAUUCACAGCUCGCAGAGAUCAAGCAGCGCUAUGGCGAGCUAGAGUGCCUGCACGACGCUGAAUACACUUCCAAUGCCCUCCGCGACCUCGGGCGCAAUCCUAUGGUUCCGGCAGGGGCCAGUGCACACCUCUCCGCACCCUGUGAUAGUGCCUGCUCCUCCGUGGCACCUACUCCCGAGGUGCGUCGGGCCUCAGAACCACAGCGCACAAAAUCUGAUCCAGAUACUCCUCGUGCGGUUCGACGUACUUCUGAGGCACGUACAGAUCCAUCCUUCAGUGGUCGGUUGUCUUCCACCUGGAAGGAUUUACCGCCAGCUAUCAUGACUGACUCAAUUGGUCCCCUGGAGGAUAUUUGCCUCCUACCGGAUGAUCCCAUGAUCACAAGUAUUUAUCUCAAGUGCUCGAAUGUUGCGGAGAUGCCAUAG